Eimeria mitis is the source of this 855-nucleotide messenger RNA. RefSeq names its product SFT2-like domain-containing protein, putative. The record is from RefSeq and is a predicted model, not a curated record. The transcript is spliced from 2 exons. Gene Ontology annotation, biological process: vesicle-mediated transport. NCBI's taxonomy places the organism in Eukaryota, Apicomplexa, Conoidasida, Eucoccidiorida, Eimeriidae. Gene Ontology annotation, cellular component: membrane. The coding region runs from base 1 to 855 and encodes 284 amino acids.
AUGAUGGGCUCUCAGCAGAGCUUUGGAGACUUUGCAAACAGCCUGUCAUUCUAUGGAGGCACGCAGCAGCAGGAGAAGAAGGGUUACGCAAUGGUGUCACUGGAUGGGGCCCCUUUGCGUAGCCCUUCAGCUGGGGGGAAGCCUGCUGUGCCAGGGUUCCUCGGUAACAUCCUAGGGACGAAAGCUGGAGGCGCUCCCUCAACCGAGGUGCCCACAGGUGGCGGACUGUGGGGAAUCCCAGGGAGGGUUCCAAGCGGGUCUAUGAAGGCUCCGCCGCGCUCGCAGGAACCGAACGGCCUCUUACAGUCCGGCUUGUCUGCAGUGAAGGAUGGAGCGUCUCGCAUGCUGGAUGGCGCCAACUCGGUGGUCAAUGCUACCCGAGCUACAAUUUCUGACAACCCUCUUUCAUCGCAGAACAUGUUGAUGUUCGGGGUUGUUGCGGCUGUCGGCGUGGUGUUCAUGUUCCUGGCCUUCCUCACUCUCCCUCUCCUCGUCUUCGCUCCCUCCAAGUUUGCCCUGCUUUUCACAAUGGGUUCUCUUUGCUUUCUUUCGGCAUUGGCGCUCCUAAGAGGUGUCCUUGCCCUCUUUCGACACUUGGUUGAGCCCACGAGGUUACCGUUCACAGCGGUCUACUUUUCGUCUUUGUUUCUAACGCUAUACGCCACCUUAAUGGCCAAGUCAUAUGUGCUCACUCUUGUUUUUUCGGUCUUGCAGUUGUGCGGGUUGACUUCUUUCCUGGUGUCAUACAUUCCAGGCGGUUCUCACAUGCUCAAGUUCAUGGGGCAAGCUGCCUGGCAAGUACUGCGAAAGGCAUUCAAGUGCGGGGGGUCCCGAGACCUGCAGCUUCCCAUUUAG